CUGCACGGAAGUACGUGGGAAACGUCUGCUUGUCUUCUGCGGUUACAAGAAGUGUCUUGAGAUGAGACCAACGGUGGUUUUAACGUGUUCAAUCCUCCUUUACUUUUUGGAGAUUUUCCGAGGUGUCCAUGGAAAGCAAGAAUGGCCGAUUCCUUACAGGCGAUUUGAUCGUCGUCCCGCUGCGGACUCGUACUGUGAAGCGAUGUUCCCCUUCUGCUCCACCGGCGACAGGGAUGGCCGGACGCCCCACAUGAAUAACUGGGAUGUCAUCUCGGUAUUUCGACUGCAAGCUCCAGUGUGGGAGUUUAAAUAUGGAUCCCUGCUGGGGAAAAUGCAUAUCAUGCAUGAUGCCAUUGGGUUCAGCAGUGCUGAGAGGGGGAGAAACUACACCAUGGAGUGGUAUGAACUCUUCCAGCUGGGCAACUGCACCUUCCCUCACCUGAGACGUGAGACUACCGCCCCCUUCUGGUGCAACCAGGGAGCUGCAUGCUUCUUUGAGGGGAUUGAUGACAUCCACUGGUCUGAGAAUGGCACCUUGGAGAAAGUGGGAGAGAUCUCAGGUGGCCAGUUCAACGAGAUGGCCUUGUGGGUCCAGGACGACAACCAGACUGGGAUUUAUUACGAGACGUGGACGGUCCGCUCGGACCCCGGCCCCAACGCCACCGUGUGGUUCGACUCAUACGACUGCUCCCAGUUCGUCCAUCGCACCUACAGGUAUCUUACUCAACAGGGAGCCAAGCUGUCCAGCCGAUCCCAGACCAACUACACUAAGCUCUACCUGUACAGUGGGGAGCCGACCUACUUGGGGGACGAUGAUUCUAUCUUCAGGGAUCCUUCUGCGAAGUCCCUGGCUGAAGACAUCCGCAAGUUCUAUCACCCUUUCCGACCACACCAGUCGUACAUGGACUUUGUCCUCAGUCUCGCGGAGGCUUAUCAGAAGGUGGUAGAGGAGAAGAGCUUCUACUUGUACUAUAACUUUGAAUAUUGGUAUUUGCCAAUGAAAUCUCCCUAUGUGCAGAUCACGUAUGAGGAAGUGCCUUUGCCGUAAAGCCACAAUUUGUAAUUGGUUUUUCAGGCAAACGGCAGCCAAGCCACUUUUUCUUUGCUAUAAAGCUGAGGGAUGGGGCUGGAAAAACGUUACCGCUCAAAGUCAGAUGGAGCUAUGGAUCGAAGGACUAUCGUUAAUUGAAAUUGCCAUUAAUUGAACCGCAAUAACUAUUGCAGAUUGCAUCUUUUUAGGUAGAGUUAGCGAUGCACGAAGUAAACAGCAAUAUCUGGCAGACUUCCGCAACAACUAAGAAUGUAAAUGUAUUGGUCCUGCAGCUAUCACGUUGGAGCAGUGUGAAAUGCACAUGCGCAGAUAUCUUUUGUGAUUGCAUGUUCUUGCAUUACGUCAUCUGCAAUUCAUUCUGCUGCUCGUGGCAAUGUCAUAUUGCUGAGCCUCUGUUGAACUUUCCAUUUGACUGGAAUGUAGUGCGAUUUUUAUCAGUAUGAGUGUUUUUAUUUUUUUUAAUGUACGCAGAGUUUAUGAAUUCUGGGAUUGAAAAUGCAUUGAGAAAGGCCAUUAAAAGGAAUGUUAAAGCGAGAUUCUCA
Molecule: messenger RNA, 1593 nt
Organism: Coregonus clupeaformis (lake whitefish)
Lineage: Eukaryota; Metazoa; Chordata; Actinopteri; Salmoniformes; Salmonidae
Gene: cln5
Product: CLN5 intracellular trafficking protein
Exons: 4
Coding region: 62-1048 (328 amino acids)
Biological process (GO): lysosome organization
Cellular component (GO): lysosome; lysosomal membrane
Molecular function (GO): hydrolase activity, acting on glycosyl bonds
Source: RefSeq, a predicted model, not a curated record